CGUUUUUGUCUGGUUAAUCGCGACAAAGAUAGAGGAAAAUAUGGAGCAGCUCUUCCUCAAUCAGUAAAGCAGAUUCAACCAGUUCUGAUGCGAGUAUCGAUGCACUUCUUCCCGCGUACAACGAUUCAAUUUAACAAGUUGCAGCCCUGUUUUCCGAUAAAGUUCCGCCGGAUCGCCACAAGAGUGCGCCAACUGCGACUCAAUAAAAUCCAAAGAGCGCCGGACGGGCGGUGUUCCGCGAUGCGUGAUGAGUUUGACAGCUCCCGCGUACUGAGCGUUGUUUAAAAGUAUAAGAAAAAAAGAGAAAGAUCGAUCGAGAGAUGCGGCUAAGAAAAAGUCCUUAACACGUUUCCGUAUGCAUCCAUGGGAGAUUGUCUAAUAUGGGAGAAUGGUUGGUCACAGAAUUAUCACGCUGAUACUCUUUCUGGCAGCAUGGCACAAAGCAGCAACUUUAGUGCCAGUAAGAUCUGUGGCUGUAGAUAUAGGUCAGAACUUGACAUUAGCAUGUGCAGAAGAAGAUGCAUUGCCACAGGCAGGAGAAUCUGUUGGAGUGAUGUGGAUAAGGGAGGGACGGGAGGAUGGACAAAUUGAAAGACUAAAAGUUGAGCCUAAUGGAGCAUUACAACUUAUUAAUGUUAGUGCGGAUGAUGCUGGGAAUUAUUCAUGCACCUUAGAUGAUGAUCAUGAUGCUGUCAAAACUAGAAUCAGUGUACAAGUUAGAACUCCUCCACCAGCUUUACACAAUGUAUGGGUCAAACCAUCAACAAUAUUGGCAAAUAUUCUUUGGGAAGUAGCUGGCACAGGUGGUUAUCCUAUCAUAGAUUUCACUGCCGAAUAUCGUCUUAAACCGAAUGCAGGUGAAGAACCAGAAGACUGGAAGCCUAUUGUUCCAACGCACAUUCCUCCAAAUUCUAGGCAAAUUGAUGUGUAUCACUUGGUGCCAAACACUACUUAUUCGUUUCGUGUCUGGGCAACAAAUCAACUGGGAAGAGGAGAAAUUGUUGAGGUUGAAGGUCAUACUCAUCACAGUAUUGAAGAAUUAGAACUUGCAAGACAUCUCUUAGCAGGUGUAGAAAAUUUUGACACUCGUGUCUGGGUGGCAGCAGUAGGCAUAGUUAUGGGUACACUUAUGAUUCUUGGUAUAGGUACUUGUUACCUCCUCUAUCGUGAGUGCAAAGUACCCUCGCAGCUGGAGGAGCAGGAAGUGAUUGAACUUGUACCUAAUAUCAUUCUGAAUCCAGGAUUUUUCGACGAAAGAACAGAACACAUUCCACAAGAUGAAAAUUUCAAUAACCAGACCACUACACGCUUAAACAAUAAUAGCGUUGUGCAACCCAUGCGACUUUAGCAAUUAACUAUUUAGAUUUCUGUGGCUAAUUUUUAUUAACAAGUGGCUUGAGCACACAUUUAUGUGUCACCUUAAACGUAAGUAACUGGAAUUACAAGAGGCCUCAAAUCCGCCAAGUAUCGCAAUGCGUAGAAUCAGAUAAGCGAUGAAGAUUAUAAUCAUCGCGAAAAUGGAAAUUUAUGUUUAUAGACAGAAAAUUGAGAAAUGCAUCAUACAUUCCGAAUAUUCUAAGGAAAUAAAUUUUUCACUUGCAAUGUAAAGUGUUCAAAGCAUAUGUAAGACUCUGCUAGGUUUUGUGAAAUCGAGUAGCACAUUUUUGAGAAUAUUUACCAGGAUGUUCUAACAACUAAAAUUCGAUAUUGUUGCUCAGUUAUCGAGCUUAAAGUCAAGGACUCCUGUAAGCGGAAAAAAGAAUAUUCUUAGUAAGACUGUAAUUCUAAGAACAAAAGACAAAAUUUUGAAGAAACUAAAAUCAUACGACAUUAUUAUUAAGCGGCAAAUAUUUGUCUUAUGUUCUGCAUGAACACAUGUUUUUUACGCAGUUAUUUUUAAUCAUUACCAUUGAACAGAAAUGAGAUUUUAACGGACAAUAUCAUGCAGAAAAUAAGACUUUUGCCAAUAACGUACAUCAUCAGAUUUUGUCAAACACGAGGUAUGAUAAAGGCUUGCUUACUGCCGUUUUAAGGUGUGCAGAAGUCGUUGGUAAAAAAGUUCCUUUUUUGUGUCUUUAUAAAAAUUAUUGUUUUUUUAUUUAUUGUUAUAAGAAUGCACUUAUUUUUUUAGAAAAUAUUUUGGUAAUGUUUUCUUCCAAAGAAAUUAAUGUAAUAGGAGUCAAUGCACUACAUGCUCUUUCUGGAAAAAUCCUGUGAAUCAGAGAGUGUACAAAUUAUAGUAUUCUAAUUAUAAAACUGAUUCUACUCUGUUAAUGUUAUUUCUAAUAAUAUUAUAUUCUUCAUAUUUUUAACUUUGCAUGUAAUCAUUCAAAUGUGUCUAAUGCUUCAACAUGCUUUUGCACUACCUUAAUAACAAAUGCAAUAUUCACUGCUAUUGAAUUAUAAAAAAUUAUAAAAUCUGAUUUCAUCAAAACUAAAUAUGAAAUAGCACAAUUUCAUGAAUAAUAAGUACAUAAACUUUCUAGAAAAGUAAAAAAAUACAAAUAUUCAUUGAAUUUUCAUAAUAUUCAGCACAUAAGAAUUAUUCAUAAUCAUCACACAUUUGGUUAAAUUCAUUCCAUUUAGAUUAGUGGUAAAUAUAGAACAAGAGUAGAAUAAGUUAAAAUAUUUUGGAUAUCACCUUUGAUAGAAUCAAGUUUGAUAAUCGAUCGUUGAAACAGAUCUUUUCCAGAUAUUCAUUUUUUUAUGAGAAAUAUCGUCUCAAAUUGCAUACAAAAUUUAACUUAGUCAAUCAAUAAAGGUUGAUGAUUUUGAUAAAAGUUCUUCCUGUACAAACAAAUAUAUAGUUAUUUUCCACAAUUUACACGUAGUAUCAUAUCAGAAUUUUGUCAUUAUGUAAAAUACAUUAUCAAGAUUGUAAUAGUGAAUGCUUAGUGUUGAGACUUUCCUUAGGAAAAAAUAAAAAACAAAAUACGUUUGAAUUUUUUGGAUGAAACAUUUCUCAGGAAAGAAACCAAUAUAUUCAUUUACGUUUAUUACAUUUUGUUGAUUAAUUUUGGUUAGGACACCUUAAGUAAUGAAUAUGGAAAUGGUUGUGGAAAUUGAUUCUCGUGUAUUAGUCUUUCAUGUGUUACUAGUAAAGCUCAUAACGUAAGAAACAUAAUACCUUAAUGAUUCUACUUAAAACAAUUAUAUAAGUUAAAUACUGCUUUUGUCAAUAUAAGAAUCUGACAAGAAGCAAUUUGGUGCACGCAGGUUGUAUAAAUAUUGGUUGUGCGUUGUUACAUUGAAGCUUUAUGAUCUGUUCCUCCCUGCAGUAUAAUCUUAUAGGGGUGAACAGAUUCAAUUCGGCUUCGUACUAUGCACUCUGUGUUGUGAAUGGUAUAUAUACGCGCUAAUGAAAAAAUAAUAUGAUAAUAACAAUAAUGAUAACAAUAUAAAUAUAUAUAUACAUAUAUAUUUAUAUAGCCGAGGCAUCAUAAUAUUUUAGCUAUAAGCAAAGACAAUUUUUUAUAUAAAUAAUAAUAAUGCUGAAUUGCAAUGAUGAAUAUUUAUCUACAUAUUCAUAUAGAUAAUUUUGUGCUAUAAUAUCGAGCUUCAAGAGUGAUCAAGUAGAUAUGCUCAUUAAGAGUAUUUCAUGUAGAAUAAUCAUGUUCCUCAUUCCAUUUAGAAGAGUUGUAUUUUUUCAUCUUCUGUUUAAAGAUUGUAUAAACAACCUUCAUGUUUACAAAUGCAAUACUUUUGAAAAUUAUUAAUAAUACAUCAUAAUAACUGCAACCUUUUUUUAAGGAUAACGUUUUUUUUUCUUUUUUAAUAAUUCAGCAAUAAUAUAUCAUAUUACUUUAAAAUACGACUCUUCAUAUGUCAUGCACAUUCAAAUAAAAUUAUAAUCACUUGUUUCUGCUGACAUAUAUAACAAUAGGUGUAUUGUAAUUUAAAUAUGUAACUGUCUCUAUCAAAGCUGUCUGGUGAAAGCAUAGGUUUUGCAUUUAGCGGCAUUAAUAUUGUGAAGCCUGAUAAAAAAAAGAAGUAUAAAUGUUACUUGAUAUAUGAAAUGAAAAAUUAUUCUUAUAACUAUCAGCUGCUAUAAAAACUAAUAAUAAAACUUAGUCUUCUGGGUUUAGAAUUCUGCCAUUGUAUACCAUUAAAAGAUUCGCAUAUCUACCUAUGCAAUAUAGGACAUUCAUAAAAUAACUUCGAUUACAUUAGGAGUACAAUCAAUAAAAUAAUAUCAUUAGAAUCAAGAGUAAAUAAUAAGAUAAUCAUUCUUUCUUUUUUUAAUAAAAUAAUCAAUAUUUUCUUAAUAUCAUGUAAAAUACUUGUUUUUUUUAAACAAAAUAUUUCGAAUUAAUUACAAUAGUAAUGUUAAAAUCAAAAACUCAUUGUUAACUUUAAUUUCAUAAGCCAAUGUUUUUAUCUUCCUAUACCAAGAAAUUGUCAGAUAUUAUAAUGGUGCAAAAUAGAUAUAUUUUUAUGAGGUAGAAUACAGCAUUGUAAACUUAAAUCUAUGACUACAAUGAUAAUGGCAGAUAUUUUAUGUUCAUAUCAUUCCUAUUGUUAAUCUGUUAAGUAUAAUUCAGUUUGCUUUCCCUUUCAUGUAAUAGUUCCUUUCAUUUAAUUUUCUCUGACAUUGAUAAUCAUACAUCGUUCAAAUACAAAAGCUAUUAAGCACAACAAUGAUGUGCAUAGCAUUUAUCAUUAUACCUUUAUAAUUAAAUGUAUUACAUUAAUAUAUUUACUUCACAUAACACAUUCAUGUGAAAUAUAUAUUAAGAAAAGCACAAUACCAUAGAAUAGUAUAAUGGUUGCUGGUGGCACCAUAAAUCGUCCCUAACAUACAUAUUGCUUGCCUAUGACAUACCAGAAGAGAAAAAAAUUUUAUGUGGUUUUUACAAAAAGUUUUAAAUUGGUACUACUUUUUAAAUAAAAGAUUGAUUUUGCCAUAUGAAAUUUUACAUCAUGUAAAAUUUUACAUUAUGUAAAUAUCAUACAAAUAUUUCUAAAUUCUUCACUUUUUGUAAAAACUACGUAUCUGUCGUGUCAUUAUCUAUUAGAUUAAUGAUAUUAGUUUAACAUCCUUACAUUAAGUGAUGGUGAAAGAGAUUUAUCAUUAUAAUGAUAUCUCCAUAAAUAAUAUUAUAGCAAAUAAGUAUUAAUCUCGCUAAGAUAUUCAGUUAUAUAUAUAUAUUAGCUGCAGUUAUGUAUUAGCUUUUAGUGAUUUCUUUAUAUAAUUAUUUAUUUUGUAAAAAAAGAAGUGAAAAGCACAAAAAUAUGUUAGCACCGAAAUUUGUAUAUAGUAUAUACAUUAUUGUUUCGUUUCCAUAUUUUGUAUAAAUUGUUAAAUAUGCAUGCUUGAUUAAUUUACUUUAUUUAUGUUAAAUAUAUAUCGUAUCAGAUUAAAAAAUCUAAUAAUACUCCAUAUGUGUGUGCAUAAAGAAUUGUUCACGUUGAAUCGACGUUAUUUUAGUUUUAAUUUAUUGUAUGAAUUCAUUUUAUUAUCAUUGUACACCGUUAUAAUGUAUAGAAAAAUGUUUUCUUAAUAUUGAUAUGUUCAUAAUUUAUUUUAUAGACUAUGAACAGUGCACAUUUCAUCACGUACAAAUACUAUAUUGAAAGAGAAAAAUAUGAAAAUGUAUCAUGCUUCGGUUAAAAAUUGUUUAAGUAUUUUUGUGGGAAAAAUAAAGAAAGUCAAGGUUGUGCUUGAA
This is a messenger RNA of Frieseomelitta varia, 5666 nucleotides long. RefSeq names its product contactin-2. The coding region runs from base 389 to 1348 and encodes 319 amino acids. NCBI's taxonomy places the organism in Eukaryota, Metazoa, Arthropoda, Insecta, Hymenoptera, Apidae. The transcript has 7 exons. Gene Ontology annotation, biological process: cell-cell adhesion. Gene Ontology annotation, molecular function: protein binding. The record is from RefSeq and is a predicted model, not a curated record.